UUGGGGUAGGUGAGAGUACAAAUCGGAGUGGAUCAGAAAGGAUUUCAUAUAUCUUCCUUCUCCUCCAGUCUUCAAAUACCCCCCCUUCACCAUACUUCAUCUCACCCACCACCACCACCACCACCACCACCACCAAUAUCAAUGGAGGUAGGAGCAGUUGGCUUGGUCAAUGUUCAGACGCCAUUUGCAGGCGCAAAGCACAAACUGAGAGGAGCCAGUGCUACUCUAUCAUCAUCUCAUAACCUUAGUUUUCCGAUGAUGAUCCAUAAUGGUAAUGGUCGCCACAGUAGCAAGAGAGAAGUGGGUGGUAUUAUGUGGUUUAAUGCUUUGAACAGCAGUAGCAAUGGUAAUAGCAGCAGCAAUGGUAGUAGCAGUAGUGGUAAUGCAAAGAAGAGUGUGCCGAAUUCGAAUUAUGUGGUGCCGCUUGACAACCCUCCCAUCUCCUCCUGCAUCACUCGCCCCCUCGCCGAGAUUUUGAGGGAUCUCAACAAGAGGGUCCCUCACAACAUCAUCAAGCCCGAUCAUGGCCGCAACUAUAUCCCCUGGUACCAUGCCAACCGAAUGCUUAGCUUCUAUGCCCCAGGAUGGUGUGGUGAGAUAUGCAACGUUGUAUUUACAGAUGAUGGAAAGAGCGUGACUGUUGUCUAUCGUGUUACCGUCCGUGGAUCUGAUGGAGAGGCACACCGUGAAUCCUCUGGUACAGUACUCAUAAAGAAUAACCAGGUUGAAGAUCCUGUUGCUGAGGCAGAGCGAAUAGCCUUUUGCCGGGCAUGUGCUCGGUUUGGUCUUGGUUUGUAUCUAUAUCAUGAAGAUGAGUGAAAAGUAGAAUGUAACUGAGUUGUUGCGAUCGACAUGAUGGCGUGUAUCACUUAAUAAAACAGUCGUGCUUCUUCAAAGUACAACUAGCAUACUAGACAACCAGUUCGGGAUAGAUGCGUUGUUUUUCUGAUGUGUAUAUUAAGAAAUCACAAGUCAAACUGGUUUAUCAGGCUUUCCUGUUUUGGCUCCCAUGCCCAUGCAUUGUGAGAAGCAAUGCAUGCACAGUCGCUGUUUGCUUAUAUAUUUGUGAUGUUUUCUGGAUGUGUGAACUUCCAUUUUGUAGAAACCAUGUACAGCACUGAUUUAUCGAUGUGGUAUUCACAA
Molecule: messenger RNA, 1143 nt
Organism: Amborella trichopoda
Lineage: Eukaryota; Viridiplantae; Streptophyta; Magnoliopsida; Amborellales; Amborellaceae
Source: RefSeq, a predicted model, not a curated record